Messenger RNA from Gadus macrocephalus (Pacific cod), 1952 nucleotides. RefSeq names its product prolactin receptor b (gene prlrb). Lineage: Eukaryota; Metazoa; Chordata; Actinopteri; Gadiformes; Gadidae. The transcript has 9 exons. The record is from RefSeq and is a predicted model, not a curated record. Gene Ontology annotation, cellular component: membrane; external side of plasma membrane. The coding region runs from base 192 to 1631 and encodes 479 amino acids. Gene Ontology annotation, molecular function: cytokine receptor activity; protein binding. Gene Ontology annotation, biological process: cytokine-mediated signaling pathway.
CACACGGUUCCCACAGCUCCUACGGCUCCCAGCGCUCAGACGGGCAGAGCUGAAGCCCUUCUCCUCUCGUCCUGUCUCUCUCAUGCAUAUUUGAUUUGCCUGAUGGAAGUUUGUUUUCUAAAGACGUUCUUUGGAGAGAGCCAUAUGAUGGCCUAACGCAAUUACCAAGAUACCACUAAGGGCAGAGCAGGAUGAGGGUUGAUAUCGUCUUCGCUCUGUCUCUUGUCUUCGGACUCGUGAAAUGUGAGGGUGCGACUCUUCCGGGUAAACCGGUUGUGGAGAGCUGCCGGUCUCCAGAGAAAGAGACGUUCAGCUGCAGGUGGAGGCCUGGGACUGACGGAGGCCUGCCCACCACACACCGCCUCUUCUACACCAAAGAGAACUCGGAGGGGACCUUUGAAUGUCCGGACUACCGGUCGGCCGGGGAGCACUCGUGUUUCUUCGACCGGAACCACACGUCGGUGUGGGUGAGCUACUGGGUGAGGGUGCUGGCCUCCAACGCCCUGGGGGACACCAGCUCAGACACCCUGGAGGUGGACGUGGUGAACAUCGUGCAGCCCGGCCCCCCUGAGAACGUGAGCCUGGUGCUGGAGGUGCUGGAGGGGACCCCCUACCUCCACGUGGAGUGGCGCCCCCCUGCCGAGACCGAUGUUAGUUCCGGAUGGGUCACCGUCAACUACCAACUCAGGGUGAAGGCGGCCGGACAGAUGGACUGGGAGCGUUCUGUUCCGUGUGUUCUGCAGGAGUACGUGGCGGGGAAGCAGAGCCACUUCAACAUCCACAGCCUGCACUCCGGGGAGCGCUACGAGGUGCAGGUCCGCUGCCGAUUGGACCACGGCCACUGGAGCAUCUGGAGCCCCGCCUCCUCCCUCAUCCUGCCCCACUAUGCCCUGAAGCAGCGCCUGCUGUGGAGUGUGGUCAGCGUGGUGUCGGUGGUCCUAAUCACCGCCGUGUUGUGCCUGCUCAUCAUGAAGAGGAAGACGUUGAAGGGGUGGCUCCUGCCUCCGAUUCCUGGACCCAAGAUCCAAGGGUUCGUCUCCCAGCCGCUCCAGGGCCGGUGUUCUGGGGACUUCCUGUACGGCCUGGUCCCCCAGGGGUUCCCCCCGACGCAGGCCCUCAGGGACCCCCCCGAGGAGCACCUGGUGGUGUGUGACGGGCGGGAGGGCCGGGCCCCCAACGGGCACAAGUCCCCCGUCAGGAGCCGGAUCCUCCCGGGGUUCUACCGGCUGCCCCGCCUCGGCUGGGAGGGAGGCCCCGCCCCCGAGGGAGGCUCCGCCCCCGGCCUCGCUCAUGGGCCCCUGGCGGUGGAGGGCGGAGCCUCUCCGGGCCUCGGGGACUCCGCCCUCCCGGGGGGUUGGAAUAUCGGGGCCGGCUCCGUUGAGGACCUCGUUGAGGACCUCGGCCCCGGGGGGCCGGCGGGGCCCGCCCCCCCGGGGCCGAGGAGCACCGCGGGGAGGGGCGGGGCGGCCGAGGAGGAGGAGUACAGCAGGGUGAGCCGGGUCCGGGACAACGUGGUGGUCCUGGAGCACCAGCCACCCCGGGACCCCUCCCCCCAGCCCCCCCGGGACCCCAAGCAGAGGGCCGCCUGGGGGUCCCUGGAGGGCGGAUACGUCGACCCUUCGCGGCCCUGAUCCAGUACCACCGCUCUCUGUGGUUCAGCCUUUAUUUAUUACUGCCUGUAUCCUGUGUGCUCGUGUCAGCCAAUCAGAGGUGACCCUGGGGAACGAGGGACGGCUGGAGAAACGCUGCGGACUCUGUAGCAGUUGCUCGCUACUCGCAGGUCGAGCCUCAGGAGGUCUCCCCGCCUCAGGAGGUCUCCCCGCUCCGGUCUAGGGAACGGAUCCUGCUGUCGUGUCUAGGAUGUGAUACCGCCCGCCGGUACAUCAGAGCCAGAAGCCGCUCCUACUCUCUGUGAUAUUCAUGUUAAAUAUUAAAUAUGUAAGCCCUUUUCA